Molecule: messenger RNA, 2733 nt
Organism: Ustilago hordei
Lineage: Eukaryota; Fungi; Basidiomycota; Ustilaginomycetes; Ustilaginales; Ustilaginaceae
Exons: 1
Coding region: 1-2733 (910 amino acids)
Source: RefSeq, a predicted model, not a curated record
AUGGAUGGGAUCGACGUCGAGGUGCUUCUGCACAGGCUCCGCGAGUCGCGCCUUCCGGCCGAAGAGCGUCGUGCCUCACUCGAGACGCUUCGUCAAGCACUACAUCCUUUGAUAGCCAGUAGCUUCACAGACUUGACCUUAGAUCCUUUGAUCGAGGCAGCGAUCCGAGAAGCGCCUAGCGAUGUCCGUCGAACCGUCUUGCAAAGCAUCUCAUUGCACAUCGAGAAGGAGCAUUCCAGUAUCAACUCCGACCAACAUGCGCUGAAGGCCGUCCACGCGCUGUUGGGACCCAUCGAUGACUUUCUCAGAUCUACGCUCAAGAUUAAAAGCUCGAAGGCGGUCCCUCUUUCGGCAACUCGAUCGGGCGCCGACAUUCUGAGUCUAUCCACCUCUGCCCUGCGCGCCAUCGCUGCAGCACUCAAGACGCUUCAUGCCCUUCUGCGGAUUCUGCCCAAGCAAACCAAGACUCCAUCUCCGGCUUCGAGCACAGGCAGCAAGAAUGCAAGCCUCUCGAGCUUGAUCGACAUCCUACUACCGUGUAUAUUCGCUGGCCUACAAGCAGCACGACCAGCGACAAUGACCGUACCCCGCUCCACCUCAAGUGUACAAGCUGGAGCAUUCUCUUGGAAACAACCCGUGCGGUACUCUCAUCCAGCGUCGACACGUGAUCAACAGUACAAUGCCUCGAGAGCCGAUGAUUCGUCGAGCGGCGAAACGGACCGCAAGAGCGACAAGAGCGAAAGCGAGCCUAGUGACAUUUCCACCACUUCCACCUCCAGCGCUCGCAGCAGCAAAGCUGAGUCCCGGCAGCUGGAGACAGCCAAAAAACUCAAUCGUCAAAACGCCUUGUACUGUUUGACCGAACUCAACCGGCUUGAAUCGCGCUCGCUCAUAACUCGAUGGAGCCAUCUCUUACCUGAUCAGCCAGCCUCGAAUCCCUUCGAUAAGCCCACUCCACCUUUGGUCUCACGGCCAUUACCGUCUGCAGUCAACAGUGCUCCUCUCUCAUUGUGCACACUCAUUACGAACGAUUCAUCGACUUCAGUUCGGCUUGCAGCCAUGUCUGCCCUUGAAUCCAUCCUUUCACAUGGCGCAUUACAAUUUUCGAUGGCGCAAGAACGAGCACAACGCGCACUAUCGUUUACUUCGCUAUCGUCGCAGCUGGCCGGCUGGAUUGUUAAUAUUCGCUCGUACUUGGUGGUUGCGUUACAGAGGGCUGCGCGUGCACCAAGUGCGUCGGGCAGCGGUGGGGAAGCAGUGGGAAUUCCUUCCACGCUGAUCAUUGCGCUAUUGCAACUGAUACGAGUAUUCGUUGUCAAUACGAGUAAGGCGAAGCUCGUCAUCGCAAAUGCGGCGGUGCUGGGCCAGGUUGUGGUGCCGUUCGUCUCGCACAGCGAUACUGAGGUGCAAGGCGCAGCGAAAAGAGUAUUGGGGUUGCUUGUACCAGCUUCUAACCUGACCCGUACUGGGCUAGCGAAACCCCUGGAUUCACUCCCUCCUGCAGCAGGCAAUCCAGCCGUUGCUUCCAGCAGCGCGAUGUGUUCUGGCCUUGAAACGAUGGUAGACUUCACAGCGCUGCUUAGCGAGAAAGCAGAGCUAAACGCUUCAUUAUGCGAGCAGGUUCUGGCAGCUUUCGAAGCGGCGAAUGACCCGGUACAGCAUCUACCAACGUGGUCCUCGUUCGUGAAAGCUCUCGCUGACGGCCCAUCUGACUUGCUCGGAACGAUAGAGUGUAAGCGGCUAUUGACAAUCUGGCAAAAGCUAAGCACGAGGACCUGCAAAACGUCGGAUCAACAGAAUGCCACGUUAUCGAGCCUUCCAGAUCUCUGGAAGGUGUUGUCGCAGGGUUCGACAGUGGACGGCGAAAUGCUUCCGACUAUCCUGCAAUACGUCAAAAGUUGUUGUGAGAAUGGUGACGAGGCGAUUCGUGCUGCAGCCGUUCGUGUGCUGGGACUGCUCGUCCUCCCAUCAGACACAUCUUCGCCUUCUUCAGAUGCUGCAAGCGAUGGAGCUGAGGUGCAAGACAGUCUCCGCGAAGCACUGUGGGGAGCCGAUCUACUGCACGACAAAUCAAGCUUAGUUCGUCAGCGAGCAGCAUGGGCCUUCUCCAACGUCGUCGAAGCUCGGCUUCGCUCCGGCACAUCUCCUUCUGCCCAACAGUGGAUCUCUGAUGCGCAAUACUGUCUUGAGGCAGCACGAGACAUCGAAGGAGUUGCUGUAUCUGCAUGUCGGGCUUCUGGCAGUCUGCUUGCGCUGCUUGCACCAUCAGCAUCAGCGGAAGCACGCAGCUUGGCCGUCAAGCUAAUCGAACAGCUUUGCAAGGUGCUAGGUACGACAUUCAAGCCGCCAAAGUCGCGCUGGAAUGCAGCGUCUGCGAUGGAGCGUGCACUACGCUCGGAUAUCGUCUUCCGCCUUUUGUCGGAGAAAGGACCAUUGCUGAAUCAAAGUGUAGAGUUGCUGUGCGUGAACUUGGACGCAAAGGUGUUCAAAAUCCGUGUCAGCUCCGCGAGUGCGCUUAUGUCGCUGCUCGGAGGACCGAAAACAGCCCAGUCGGAAUCGGGCAACGCCACGAGACAGGAGCUGCUGGGUGAGGAGCGCUGUGAGAGGAUCAAUGGCUUUGCUGCCGCCCGCUUGGCCGAGCUUGCCUUGCCCGCUUCUCAGUCGAAAGAGUCAUCGCUGUACGUCGAUGAGCUACAACGACUCUUGACUUGCCUCGUCACCCUUUCCUCCUGA